Molecule: messenger RNA, 1623 nt
Organism: Synchiropus splendidus (mandarinfish)
Lineage: Eukaryota; Metazoa; Chordata; Actinopteri; Syngnathiformes; Callionymidae
Gene: marcksl1a
Product: MARCKS-like 1a
Exons: 2
Coding region: 229-846 (205 amino acids)
Biological process (GO): actin filament organization; central nervous system development
Cellular component (GO): cytoplasm; plasma membrane
Molecular function (GO): actin filament binding; calmodulin binding
Source: RefSeq, a predicted model, not a curated record
UUGUGCUCCCGGUCGAAACACUCGCCGAGGAUCCUCUGACACCCUUCAAUGUGAGCUCAGCCGCCGCGGGUUCCACAGCCACGAGAGGGGGGACGUCUCGCCUCCAGUGCUAGCCAGGGAGAAGGGAGCGCAGUCGGAUCGCCACCAGCUCACGGCUGGAUCGUGAACUUUGGAUUCGGUCAUCAAACACGUCCGUUCCCCAUUUUUGUCUUCAUCCACGGUGGAAACAUGGGAGUCCAGUCGUCCAAGGGUGGAGUAGCUGUGGAGGGCAAAGCCGCCGCGGACCCCGCUGCCGCGAAAGCCAACGGCCAGGAGAACGGCCAUGUGAAGACCAACGGGGACGUGUCUGCCAAGCCUGAUGGAGAAGCGGCAGCCGCAGAUGGAAACGGAACAGCUGAAGCAGCCAAGGAGGGGGAGGCCAGCGCCGGAGAUGCCAUCGAGCCCGCCCCUGCAGCUGAGGGAGAGGCUGCCAAGACCGAGGGCGAGCCUGCCAAGGAGGUCAAGAAGAAGAAGAAGUUCUCCCUGAAGAACUCCUUCAAGUUUAAGGGCAUUUCGCUGAAGAAGAGCAAGAAGGCCAGCGAGGAAGGCAAGGAGGAGGCCACCUCCCCGUCCACUGAGGACAAGCCCGAGGAGAACGGCCACGCUGCCAAGGAGGCCACGGAGGAGACGCCGGCCGCCGAGCCCAAGGAGGGCGGGGACGCCGCUCCCGCUGCGGCGGCCGCACCUGAAGGCGAGGUCACGCCUGCAGAGGAGGCUCCAUCCACAGAGGCCGCUCCAGCCGAGGAGGCCCCCGCCGAGGACACGACGCCACCUGCCGCCCCCGAGGGCGAGGCCAAGGCAGAGUGACUGCUCCCCGCCGCCACAUCUGAACUGACUCUCCAAGAUGAAAGUAUAUAAAUAUAUAUAUAUACACACACACACAUAUAUAUAUAUAUAUAUAUAUAUGAAAGACGUGUGCCACGUUCUCAAAGUUCUAAAGAAAGCUCCAGAAGAAGACGAAGGAUAUGUCACCUUUGCUGAUUCAACCACCGGUUCACUGCCUCGUCUUCGUCCUUCGACAGACAGCGUCUCGCCGGACCCUCUGAUGAUGAAAGCUUGAGGAGAAGGUCGCCGAUUGUAUGCGGAGCGAAUCAGGAAUACUGACCUCGGAGAAGCAUCCUGUUCAACUGCGUGGCAGCCCUAUAACUUUUGAUUUGUCAUUGGUCAUCAUUUUGGGAUGGAAAAGAGUGUCGCUGUCCUGGAGCGGGGCAGGCCGCCGCCCUCACUCCAACUGACUGUUGUAUGGACACACAAAACCUUUCCGACGGUCCUAAUCCUUUCUAGAAUUCUGCGUUCCUAUAUUUGACCCCCAAAUUCCCAAGUAUUUUGUCAUGUAUAGAAAAGUGAAAAAUGAGCAGGGGAGUCUUUGUUUGUGCGUUUUCAUUCCUUUCUGGCGACAGCAGCCUUCCAGCUUCCUGACUAUGGCAGUCUUCUCAUGUCAGUGGUUGGGACUGUGUACAAACAGACGUGAGCUUGUUCUCUGUAAAUAUGUUCCGGCCUGGAUCUCGGGUUCUCUUUCUUUUGCUAUGGUUAAGAUGUUUUAUUGUCUCUUUUACUAAGGCUAAAUAAAUGUCUGAUCCCCUC